Molecule: messenger RNA, 2421 nt
Organism: Talpa occidentalis (Iberian mole)
Lineage: Eukaryota; Metazoa; Chordata; Mammalia; Eulipotyphla; Talpidae
Product: collagen alpha-1(I) chain-like
Exons: 7
Coding region: 1-2421 (806 amino acids)
Source: RefSeq, a predicted model, not a curated record
AUGGCUGGACCCGGCGCUGGGCGUGAGGAGAUGGAGGUGUGGGCCGGGAAGGCCAGUGGGGCCCUGAGCAGAGAAGGGAGCAGACCCUGUGAAGGCCGAGGAGGCAGCCCCAGGCGGCCUGGAGGCAGAGAGCGCAGCUUCGAGGUCAAGGACGCUCAGAAGAGGACCUGUGGGGGGGUCUGCAUCACGGCGUCUCGCUCACCAGGGCGCCUGCCCUGCUGGAGGAAGGAGCCCACUGGGGGCCGCCUGCUGCUCCUGGAGCCCCCCUGGGGGAGGCAGAGAGCCCGCUGGGCCCAGGCCCCGCCGAGCACGCCAGCCAGCAGCCCCGGGAGCACAGGCGCCGGCCUGGAUGAGCAGAGAAGGGCCACAGCCCUGGCCCGAACUGAGGGUGCCCAGGCCCCCCAGGGAGGUCCGGGCGAGAAGGCUCAGGCAGCUCUGGCCAGCGCCACCUCGGGGCUACUGGAGAACGUGUGCCUGGAGUACGCCGCGCCGGACGGUCACGACGUUGACGCAGAGCCCGCAGGGUGUGAAACGCAGGUGCCCGCCGCUCUGCCAGCACCCGAGUCCUCAACAGCCUGGCACCUCCGAGCCUACCAGCAGGAGGCCGGCCCUGGCUCCCUAGCGCCCAUGGUCGCCCCGGCCUUUACCAGCUGGGAGGCAGCCCUGGCUACGGGGCUUUCCAGCAGGACGGUCAGCAGGUCCCGGGCCGAGGGUCUUGGCAAAGGAACCCACAGGAAGGCUGAGAGAACGGAGAGCUCAUCACCUCGGGGAAAUGGGGGUGAGGCUGGCGGCCGCCGGGCUGGUCCCCCAAGGCUGGACGCCACGUGCGCUUGGGCCACGGCCCGGAGAAAGGCGGCCGAGCCUUUCACUCCAAAUCGCUUCCCUUGGUCCCACCCAGGCACAGGGCAGGAGGCCCCGGCUGGGGGCCGCAGCUUCCCUCUGGGGGAGUGCCCGCCUGGCACAGCCCGCGGCCUCAGCCGGCUCCCGGCGCCCAGGGCGGCCAGUGUGGGUGGCCAGAGCCGAGUCCAUGAGCCGUCCCUGCCUGGUCGUCAGCCCAGGCCCCGCCGGAGCCGGCUGGACGGCGGAAUGGAGGGUCACGCCCAGCGCGUGGACGGCGUCCCCCCGGAAAGCUCCCAGCGUUUGUGUGUGCGAGGCCUCCUCUGCGGCUGCGAGCCGGGGCGCCGCCCGGCCUCUCCUCCAGAGGGACAGGCCUGUCUGCGGGGCCGGAGGGCCGACGCGGUGGUGGAGGCCCUGAGUCCUGCCCGGCCCCCGCGGCGGCACGACAGCUCAAUCCGGGGUCGGCCCGUGGGGCCGCCGGGGACUGCGCCGAAGAUGACAAGGCCUCUGCCUCCCUCCAAAGUGCCUUCCGGGUCGCCGUUCGGAGGCCGCUGCCGCGCCGCCCAGCGAGACCACCACCAGCAGCCCCGGCCGGCUCCCUCCGCGCGCCUCCCCUCUGAGCGCCGGCCUGACCCGGGUCUCGCGGCUCCGCCGUCCACCCUGAGGCCUUGGUGGCCUCAGCCAGGACCGUGGGGACAGACGCCUGUCCACGGGGCCGGAGCAGGGCAGGGGAACGCGGGGCAAGAAAUCAGCCAGGUGGACCGAGCGCAGCCAGUGAGAAAUCCAAGAGCCUCAGAGAGCAGUGAAGAGGGCGCCGGGCCCAGCGCACUGCGGUCCCCGGGCACCCCGCACUGCCUGGAGGGGCCUCCCCAACUCCAGACGGCGGUGCUGCCCGGGCCCUGCGCGGACCCCCAGGCAGGGCUGUCGGGUGUGGUCGGGUCUGGCGGGUGGAGAGGAGAUGCCUGGCCUCGGGCAGGGCCCGGUAGCUGCACAGACCCGGGGGUCCAGCGCCCGGAGGGCGUCUUCCGGAGAGGCGCUGGCUGUACCCUCAAAGCCCCCACGCCGCCCAAGCAGCCGCGCGCCCCCAAGCCGCAUCCUGGAGGGGCAGGUGUGGGGGCCUCUGAGCCCCCGCAGCUCUGCAGCGCCGAGCCCUACUUCUUCCCGGGCUCCUGCCUUCCCGGGCUCCCGUCCCCCGCUGGGGACGCAGCAGCCCGCGGCCCACCGCCGCCUCGGUGUGAGUCGGUCGUGCGCAGAGCACACGGCGCUUAUUUUCCGAAACCCCCUCAGGCGCCGGUGCUACGGGCUACGGCAGGCAGUUCCGUGGCGGCGUUGGCCACGGAGGGGGACCUCAGGGCCCGCGGCGGCUCCCCCCGCCAGCUGCUCCGAUCUGGGGUCUUGAGCCCAGGUGGCCCCCUCCCCGCCCGGCCGCCAGCACGCCCUCCUGCCUGGCUCCUUCUGCCCGGUCCCGGCCCGCGGGGCCGCUGGGAUGCUCGAGGCACGGCCCGCGCUUCCUCCCGGGUCGACCUGCGGCCCCUCCGCCGCGGCCCCGGACCACUCACGCCCACGUCCCAGGCUUCCGCGUGA